This is a messenger RNA of Camellia sinensis, 3819 nucleotides long. RefSeq names its product pentatricopeptide repeat-containing protein At4g30700. Gene Ontology annotation, molecular function: zinc ion binding; protein binding; RNA binding. The record is from RefSeq and is a predicted model, not a curated record. NCBI's taxonomy places the organism in Eukaryota, Viridiplantae, Streptophyta, Magnoliopsida, Ericales, Theaceae. Gene Ontology annotation, biological process: RNA modification.
CAUUUUUUGGGCGCCAGUUGUUGGUAGUUUUGUUGUCAUUCUCCAAAACAGAUGAUUUGCAAUCGGAACUUGUUUUUGAAUCUCAUCAACAAAGCUACCACUCUCUCUCAUCUCAGCCAAACCCACACCCAAAUCAUCCUCAACGGUCUUCACAACGACCUCAUAACGGUCACUAAGCUCACCCACAAGCUCUCAGACCUCAAUCACAUACACCACGCAAGUCUCCUCUGUUCCACAUUUCCCAAUCCUGAUCUAUUCCUCUUCAAUGUCCUCAUCAGAGGCUUCUCAAAGAACAACUCACCUCACAAUGCUCUUUCUCUCUAUCUUCACCUUCGCACAAACACUACCCUUAAGCCUGAUAACUUUACUUAUGCUUUUGUUGUAUCUGCAUCGUCAUCUUUGUCUGAGAAAGUGGGUUUGUUGCUUCAUUCCCAUUCAAUUGUUGAUGGGUUUUGCUCGGAUUUGUUUGUUGGGUCUGCUCUUGUUGAUAUGUAUUUUAAUUUUUCAAAGGUUUUAUCUGCGUAUAAGGUGUUUGAUGAAAUUCCCAAUCCAGACACUGUUUUGUGGAAUACAAUGAUUUCUGGGUUAGUGAAAAAUUGUUUCUUUAGCGAGUCGAUGAGGGUUUUUUGUGAUAUGGUUGUAGGUGGGACCCAAUUCGACUCAACAACGUUGACUGCAGUGCUUCCAGCUGCAGCAGAGUUGCAGGAGUUGAGAGUUGGGAUGAUGAUUCAGUGUUUGGCAGUGAAGGUUGGGUUUCAUUGUCAUGAAUAUAUUCUUACGGGUUUGAUUUCGUUGUAUUCAAAAUGCGGGGAAAUUUUCACAGCGAGGUCAUUGUUUGAGCAGAUUGGGUACCCUGAUUUGAUAUCUUAUAAUGCAAUGAUUUCUGGGUUUUCUUGUAAUAAUGAGACUGAGUCUUCAGUGAGGCUCUUUAAAGAAUUGCUUGUUUUGGAAUUGAGAGUCAAUUCAAGCACCGUUGUAGGUUUGAUUCCUGUUUUUUCUCCCUUUGGUCGUUUGGAUCUAACACAUUCAAUUCAUUGUUUCUGUUUGAAGUCUGGUAUGGUUUCAAAUCCCUCAGUAUCGACUGCUUUAACUACUGUCUAUAGUCGAUUGUGCGAAAUUGAAUCUGCGAGGCAGCUUUUUGAUGAUUCCCCAGAGAAAAGCUUGGCUUCGUGGAAUGCUAUGAUUUCAGGAUAUGCCCAAAAUGGGCUAACGGAAAUGGCAAUAUCUCUAUUCCGGGAGAUGCAGGUGUUUGAAAUCCGUCCAAAUCCUGUCACAAUUACAAGUAUUCUAUCAGCAUGCUCUCAACUUGGAACUCUUAGUCUAGGGAAAUGGGUCCAUGAUUUAAUAAAGAAAGAGAGUUUUGAGUCCAACAUUUAUGUGUCAACUGCUUUAAUUGACAUGUAUGCAAAGUGCGGAAGCAUUGUGGAGGCACGGCGGUUAUUUGACACUGUGCAGGAGAAGAAUGUGGUCACCUGGAAUGCCAUGAUUUCUGGUUAUGGCCUCCAUGGGCAUGGACAUGACGCACUUAACCUCUUUACUGAAAUGGUAGAUUCAAGGAUUUCCCCAACUGGGGUUACUUUCCUUUCUGUCUUGUAUUCUUGCAGUCAUGCUGGCUUGGUGAGAGAAGGAGAGGAGAUUUUCCAUUCUAUGGUCCAUGAUCAUGGUUUUGAGCCCUUGGCUGAGCAUUAUGCUUGCAUGGUUGACCUUCUUGGUCGAGCUGGAAAAUUAGAGAAGGCCUUGGAAUUCAUUAAAAGAAUGCCUGUUGGGCCAGGCCCUGCUGUAUGGGGUGCAUUACUUGGUGCUUGCAUGAUUCAUAAGGACACAAACCUUGCACAGUUGGCUUCUGAUAAGUUGUUUGAAUUGGACCCACAAAAUGUAGGAUACUAUGUCCUACUCUCUAACAUAUACUCAGCUGACCGGAACUAUCCUCAGGCUGCUUCAGUUCGACAGGUGGUUAAGAAGAGAAAUCUGGCAAAGAUUCCUGGGUGUACCCUUAUAGAGGUUAAUGGGACCCCACAUGUCUUUACAUCCAGUGACCAGUCUCACCCACAAGCAGCUGCAAUCUACUCAAAACUAGAGAAGUUGAUGGGAGAGAUGAGGGAGGCUGGAUUUCAGACAGAGACUAUCACAGCAUUGCAUGAUGUGGAGGAGGAGGAGAAGGAGCUAAUGGUGAAGGUUCAUAGUGAGAAGUUGGCCAUUGCUUUUGGGCUUAUAGCUUCUGAACCGGGAACGGAGAUCCGGAUCAUCAAGAAUCUUCGGGUGUGUUUAGACUGUCAUAAUUUUACGAAAUUCAUAUCCAACAUCACAGGAAGAGUUAUAGUUGUAAGGGAUGCUAAUAGGUUCCAUCAUUUCAAAGAUGGUGUGUGUUCUUGCUUAGAUUACUGGUGAAUUUUUUUUUAAUUUUUCUCCACCAAUGAAAAAUGCCUGGGUUGGGAUUUGGGAUUUACAUCUUAAAGUCAUUUUGAUCAAUAUGGUUGCCUGUGGACUGGGUUUUUGUGUUUAAACGGAUGAUGACCUAAGUCAUGCCAGAACAAGGAGGUGGCAUUGUACCAUUCACUCUUGAGAUUCCUCUUGAUCAAUCAAUCUACGCAUCGCUAGCUUAUCCGGCACUACUUGAAGUGUUCAUUAAUUCAUUGUCAGGUUGCCAAUUGAAAAAAAAGAAAAAUUUUAAAAUUCAGUCCCGGAUUCAAUCAUAGUGGAAGUUUUUGUGAAGACACCAUUGCGCUGGCCAAAGAUCAUAUGAUUGGAAGGAAAUUUGGGUUCCUGCAUGUUGAUCAGGAAAUAUUGCUGGAUCCUAACUAUACAAUUCAAAUUUCUUAUUUGGAACGAACCAAAACAUGUUGUAUUCAUUCAAAGAUGCACCAGAUUUCUUGUCAUCCGUGGAUCAUAGCCUGAAUGAAAUGGCAUUGUUUGAUGUGCUGGUACAAAGUGCUGUGAGAUUGAGAAUAGAGUUAUGUUAUGUCUAUUUAACAAAACAAAAUGAAUUCAACAAACUCCAAUUGGAAUCUAACCUGAAUCUUCUUAAAUUAUUCCUUCGGAUUUGUUCCAUGUGAAUCUCAAGCUUUUUGUUAAAUUUUGGGAUGAGAAUCAGCAUGCCAGAUGGGUUUCUUCCUUCCAAGUUCCAAGUUCUCAUCUUUGUUAUUUAGAUGAAGAAAUGUUUUAAAUAUGUGGACAGUGAUUUGGAAAAUGGCUGUUUGAGGUGCCUGUUUGCACAAACAGGUUUUUUUUUAUGGGUUAUUUUCAAAGCUUUAAAUUUAUUGCAGUGUCCAAAGUAUUUAAACUUUUCCUCUACCAAAUUUGUGUUAUUCAAGAUUUAUUUAUUCAGGCAGUGUUCAUAGAGAUGAAAUUGUUCUUUCAUGUUAUCAUUGUCAUCUUUUUGGGACGUGGUGAUGAGUGUGUUCAACAAGCUUGUCAAACUGUUUUUACAUUUUCAAACCAAAAAUUUACUCAUCAAUGUGCUGUGUACAAGUAUAAAAUUUUAAAUCUGUGUCAAAGAACCAUCUGGAAAGCUUUGUUUCUAGGCUAAUUUGGAAGUCGUAACAUAGCAAAAUAUGGCACUGCAGUUUUCAGUUUUGAUGUAGUUCUGUUUAGUGGUUGAGUUUCUGUACAUCAUAAAAUCAACUGAUAGCUAAUUGGCUUGCAUUAAUUUGUUGACAUUACAGUUUUCAAGGGGUAACUAUAAUAAAUGUCUUGCAGUAUGCUCGAACAACAGUGGAUCUUGCACCAUCCCACAAUAUUAUUUGAGUUCUACUUUUGGCUUCAUGGUCUUCUCUUAAUUACAACUAGAAGCAACGUCUUUUCCCUCUUUCCUUACCUUUC